Messenger RNA from Magallana angulata, 3726 nucleotides. Its product is annotated as alpha-L-fucosidase-like. The transcript is spliced from 8 exons. The coding region runs from base 50 to 1423 and encodes 457 amino acids. The record is from RefSeq and is a predicted model, not a curated record. Gene Ontology annotation, cellular component: lysosome. Gene Ontology annotation, biological process: glycoside catabolic process; fucose metabolic process. Lineage: Eukaryota; Metazoa; Mollusca; Bivalvia; Ostreida; Ostreidae. Gene Ontology annotation, molecular function: alpha-L-fucosidase activity.
GCAAGUCCCGUAACUCCGUAUCGUAUUGUAUAACGUAAAUCUUGUGACAAUGAAGGAAGAUGCUAAGCUGGUCUUCAUUUUUGCUUCAAUUUGUGUGGCAUUAUCAGUGAAAUAUGAACCAAACUGGAAAUCAAUAGAUUCUAGGCCACUGCCCGACUGGUAUGACAAGUCCAAAAUAGGAAUCUUUCUUCACUGGGGCGUUUUUUCUGUACCAGCUUUUGAAAACGCUUGGUUUUGGUAUGAAUGGAAAACUGCAAAAGACCCCGCCGUGCUGAAGUUUAUGAAAGAUAAUUAUCCUCCUGGCUUUACUUACGCAGAUUUUGCUCCGCAAUUCCACGCCACUUUCUAUGAUCCUGAUAAAUGGGCGGAUGUCUUUGAGGCGUCAGGAGCCAAAUAUGUAGUAUUGGUGACCAAGCACCACGAGGGCUUUACUCUCUGGCCCUCUGCUGCCUCCUGGAACUGGAACGCCUAUGAUGUUGGACCACACAGAGACCUUGUCGGUCCCCUUGCUGAUUCCAUAAGAAACAGGACAGACAUCCACUUUGGAGUGUACCAUUCUCUGUUUGAGUUCUACAACCCGCUGUAUCUCCAGGAUGUGGCCAACAAUUAUACCACACAGAACUAUGUCAGGAACAAGGCCCUACCAGAGCUGUAUGAACUGGUCAACAGAUACAAGCCUGAUGUCGUGUGGUCUGAUGGAGACUGGAAUGAAGACAGUACCUACUGGAAUGCCACUGAGUUUCUGGCCUGGCUGUAUAAUGAAAGUCCCGUGAAGGAUACAGUGGUUGUGAAUGACCGGUGGGGUAAGGAUGCCAGAUGUCACCAUGGAGGAUUCUGGAACUGUAAUGACAGGUAUAUGCCAGGAAAGAUAAUAAAACAUAAAUGGGAGAACUGUAUGACAGUAGACAAGAGAGCAUGGACCCACAGGAGAAAGAUCCAGAUUGAAGAUGUGAUGUCCAUCGAAGAAUUGUUGGCCAAAAUAGCAGAAACUGUGAGUAAAGGAGGUAACAUCCUGAUCAAUGUGGGUCCCACGGCUGACGGAGUUAUCAUCCCUGUUUUUGAGGAGCGGCUCAAACAAAUGGGUCAAUGGCUCAAGGUCAAUGGAGAAGCCAUCUAUGAGACGCAGCCCUGGUCCCAACACACAGAUAAUAUAACUUUCCAAGGAGUAUGGUACACCAUCAGGCCACAAGAAAAGGCUGUCUAUGCCAUCCUAACAUUUUGGCCGGAGAACAACCAGAUCAUCCUAGGGGCACCUGUCACAACCACUAAAACCAGAAUCACUAUGAUAGGGGUCGAAACUCCUCUGAAAUGGUCCCUCUACAGGAACAAAAUCUUGAUCAUCGAACUACCAAUCUUACCUGUGAAUAAGAUGCCUUGUCAGUGGGCAUGGGUCAUCAAAAUGGAAAACCUCAAAAAUUAUUGACAUUAAUAUAUAAACCUAUUUUUGUAAAACAAGAAAGGUUUCUUUUUUUGGGGGGGGGGGGGGGGGGGGGUUCUAAAAAUUCAAGGUUAAAGUAUGCUUUGCUACCAAACAUAUUCCUAUAAUGUGUUUUUUUUCUGUUUUCAACAUGUGCAGUACAUUCCAAAUUGUGAUACUAGGUAUGCUAUGUGAAUCUCACAUGUUUUACCCCUCAGGUUUCUAUCUGACUGUUUAUUUGAGAAAGUCGGUCAUGUGAUCAAAUCCUGUAGAAAAUUGGAUAUAUACCAACCAAGUUCAUAUCCCAGUGAAAUUUGUAACGUUGCUGUUUAAUACAUUUGAGAAAGGCAAAUCGUUUAGAAUCAUUAAUAUAACAGUGUUUUAAUGUUUACAGUAAUGCAACGGUCAAGUGAUAAGCGCGAGCGGUAAACAUCGUGAAGUCAUUAAAAAGUUCACACAGAAUUUAACAUUUUCUCUUUUCUAUACAUUCAUCUAAGGAAGCAUAUUUGCCAAAAGUAAAUAUUCUUAAUUGUGAUAUUCUGUGUGAAGUCCCACAUGCUUUUCCCAUUAAUUUCGUACGUGUAAAUACUAAAUUGUGAUAUUCUGUGUAAAGUUUCACUUGCUUUUCCCAUUUCGUACGUGUAAAUACUGAAUUGUGAUAUUCUGUGUAAAGUUUCACUUGCUUUUCCCAUUAAUUUCGUACGUGUAAAUACUAAAUUGUGAUAUUCUGUGUGAAGUCCCACAUGCUUUUCCCAUUGAUUCCCUACAUGUACAUACAGAAUUGUGAUAUUCUGUGUGAAUCUUGCAUUCCUGUUCUAAACAAAAUUUGUUCAUUGAAUAGCAAUUGUUCUGCAAUACGCAUAAUAUUAAGUUAUUUACAAUUCACUCUUUCAUACAUUAUAAAAUCCUCAUUGUUUCUAUUAAUAUUUUAUCUAUAGAUCUGAUAAAGAUUUCAUUCUUAGACAGAUAAUGAUAUAGGAUUGCACCUUUUUUGUUUAUUGUGUUCUGAGGAUAAGAAUUCUUUGCAUUUUCAUGUACAUAUAAGUAUUUUUAGGAUUUUGUUGCUGUGUAUACUAUUGAUUAGAAUAUGUACAACUAUUAAGAUAAAUAAAUAUAGUUACCAAUCAGACAUAGUUGGUACAGUGUAUUAUUAAUCAUUAUGUUUUAAAAUAUCUGAUUCAUUAAAAAUUUGCUAAUUUUAGAUGACUUUAUAUUGAUCAAUAAUGAAUAUACAUCAUAUCGUCCAAGUGAACAAACUUGUUUUAAAACUUUCUAUAUUUGUAUUUUGGCAUUACAGGUUUUUAUGUGAUCAUUAAUCUUAAGCCACAGUCCGGAAUCUGCAUAGCUGUCUCCUGGUUUGUGAUGUCUUUAUAAUAGUAAAUUAUGUUUCCUUUUAUCCAUCAUGGUAGAAUAUCUUAUAUUAUAUAUCUAUUAUAUAUAUGCCUUGCCUUUUAAUUGAAUCAGUGAAUAGGAAUCAUUGAACGUUCAUGUCUUGCGUGUGUAGCACCAAAUUUAGUGUUCUUAUAACCCAUUCACCCCCAAAAAUUUGAUAAAUAAAAAAACAAUAAAGGAGGGGUGGGGGGUUAAAUCCGCAGAAAAACAAAAUACAAAAGACAUUUUUAAAAAAUCAACAAUUAAAAAAUGAUAUAAUCUGGACCAGAUCUUUUUUUGUCCUUGUCCAUCAAUAACAUUUACAGUUUUUGUACAUGCAUAAUAAUAAUUCUUUAUAGAUGUACAUGUAUAUAUAUUUUAAUAAGUUAUUUUAGUGACGUGUGAUUUUAUGAUUUACAAAGUAUUGCAUGCAGGCAAUAGGUAGGAAUAAAAAAGGAAGACUUUUGUAACUUAUAUAUAGAUAUAUAUGCUGAUUUUUUGUUCCUAUUUUUAAUCUGCCAAUGCUCUGAACAACAUCACAUUUGGAACUGUUUAGAACCAUUUUAACAAGAGCUUGAACUUUGGGUAGUUGUAACAGCAAUCUGACAUAGGCCUGUCUAUUUCAUUGCUGGCCAUUCAACCAUGGCUCUUUGAAAUCAACAUGAUUUGUCUGGCUUUUGUGCUAAGACUACGCAAUUGGUGAAUAUUUCACUUGAAACUGCAUCAUUUUUAACUUGACAGUGUUUUGACACAAGGAAUAGAUAGUUACGCCCCACUGAAAGUCCAGGGUCUUGUUAAAAUGGUUCUACACAUGUAUAUAAUUUUUGUUUUCAUGGUAAUAUAAUAAUAACUUACCUAAAGAUUACUAGGAUUCUGUACAUUUGUAUUUUACAUUUGUAUUUUGUGAUAUAUUGAUAAUAAAGUUAUCUAGUAUUUGA